AUGAGCGGUUGGAUGGUUUGGGUUUUGUUUGAGCCCAACCCAUGCUGCGCUCCUUCCCACCGGAACCAGUCAGCCCGCUCCCGUCUCAUUUCUCCCGUCCUCCAAAAGCCUCAACUAUAUUUCACAGCGUCAAACACUCAAACAGUUGACGUCUUACUCCAAAGCAGCAAAAGACUCGACUUUUUGAAUUUUUUUUCUUUUUCUUUUUCCUUUUAGUUUUCCCUUAUCGAAUCCUUUCUUGCAAUGUAAUUAGACUGAAUACCAACCGGCGCGAUGCUGUCAAGACCCAUCCAGAGGCUGAUAGAGCACCAUGAGGUAAUUACGGAGAACUUCUUCAGAAGCUCCGCGAAUAGAAUCAAGGCUCUGUUUUCAACUAGUUCUUCUAGGCUAGCUGAGUAUAUUGAGCUCCCAAGGAGGCGCCGGGGAUCAGAACGGAAGCCCCUUGCAACACCAAUCAAUGAGCUCAAACGGCGGGCGAGAGUGGAGCGGAAGAUGAGGCGGGAGGUGCGGGAGUUCACGCUUCGGCCGCCCGAGAAUGGGCUUUUGGUCAAGAGUCUGAUUCCCGUUGCCCAUGAGGUGUUUGAUGCUAGAAAGGUCCUCUUUGCCUGCGUCUUGAGGGUGAUGGAGAGCAUCCCUAUCCAUGUGUGCAGAGUAUGUGGGGAAGUUCAUGUGGGAAUGGUUCCUUAUCGGAUACGCUCAUGUGAUGUUGUUGGGAGUUUGUCCACCAAAGAUCACAGCUGGGCAAAGGGAGGAAUGGAGCAUGUUCUUCCACUCGUGGAAUCCUUUCAUCUCUAUGACAGACUAGGUAGAGCAGUUUCACAUGAAGAGCGGCUGGAAGUUGAUAGGAUUCCAGCUAUUGUGGAGCUUUGUGUGCAAGCUGGCGUGGACAUCCCUGAGUACCCGACAAAGAGACGAGCCUUUCCAGUUUAUAAUAUAGGAGGGAAGAUGAUAGAUUUUGAAAAGAAGUUUCCGCGAGAUUACUCGAGUGGGAAAGAUAUCCAGCCAUUUGGAUUUUGGCAGUGGAAGAAGAAGCCUGGGGAUAGUGAUUCUCCAUCAUUCUCAUCUAAUGACAGUAUUCAAGAUAUAGCUGUGCAAGGCAUGGAUGCAUGGGAAAAGAUGCGAUCAGGUGCUUUGAAGCUCGUGAAGAAAUAUCCUGUCCAAACUUGUGGGUUCUGCCCUGAGGUCCAGGUGGGGCCGAAGGGACACCGGGCGAGGAUAUGCCAGGCCUACAAGCACCAGAUGAGGGAUGGGCAGCAUGCUUGGCAGGAGGCCACUGUUGAUGAUCUGGUGCCGCCGGUCUAUGUCUGGCAUGUGCCUGACCCGGAUGAUGGCAACCCGCUCAUGCAUGAGCUAAGGAGGUACUAUGGCAAACUGCCUGCAGUGGUAGAGCUAUUUGCUCAGGCUGGUGCUAUUGUUGGAAAGGAUUAUUAUGGACUGAUGAGGAAGGAUGUUGCUCUGCCUGCACUUGAUGAGGAGAGUUUGGUUGUGUGAAAUAGCUGACGCGAGUGAUUGGAUUACUGGAGCAAGUGUUAUGAUCUAACAGUACAUAUGCUUUACAUUUUCAUGCUGCUGCCUUAACAAGUGAAAAUAGAUACAGAAAGUGCACAAAUAGCAUUUGAUAUUGGUGUUUGCUAUGUUCAGUUUUACGUGGAAGAUGGUGAAGGAGCAUUUUGGCCACUUACUCUAUGGCUAGCGGUGGUCAUGUUUUGGCUCCUAAUCAUAACAAAGAAUUGUAAUCAGUAGCAAUGCCAGUGCUAACGUAUGUAAGCUAUAGGAUUCUAAUAUUAUUUUUUGUUGUACAUGGGUGUUGCCCUCAACUUUCUAGAGCUUAUAGCAUGUUUGGAGACUGUA
Molecule: messenger RNA, 1851 nt
Organism: Elaeis guineensis (African oil palm)
Lineage: Eukaryota; Viridiplantae; Streptophyta; Magnoliopsida; Arecales; Arecaceae
Product: APO protein 3, mitochondrial
Molecular function (GO): RNA binding
Source: RefSeq, a predicted model, not a curated record